This is a messenger RNA of Ilex paraguariensis (yerba mate), 993 nucleotides long. The record is from the annotation of a GenBank genome assembly. Lineage: Eukaryota; Viridiplantae; Streptophyta; Magnoliopsida; Aquifoliales; Aquifoliaceae.
AUGGAGCUUCAACAUUUCAGCCAUGACCAUCCACUGAAUUUCAAGGAUGUGCAAAAGAACAAAGGUACGGAUGUUAUGUGCUAUGGGUGUAAAAAACCAAUCUUAGACCAUGCGUAUUGUUGUAAGCAGUGUGAUUACUUCCUACAUAAGAGUUGUGCAAAACUUAACCGGGAGAUUAAAGAUCCCAUACACCUCGAACACCUUUUAACCCUUGAUGCAGCAAAAAGUUCAAUAUGUGAUGUUUGUAAACAAAGUUGGGAUCGGUUCACCUAUAGAUGUUACAAGUGUGACUUUGAUAUCUGCAUGCCGUGUUUCUUGGAGGAGCGCGUGAUUAAACUUGCAAUUCACCAGCACCCAUUAGGCGUCCUACUUAGGCCAUCCUUGUUCACUUGUGAUAUUUGUUGCAUGGAAGAUAAAGACUCAUCUUAUCUAUGUCACAGCUGUCAAUUUUGGAUACAUAAAAGUUGCGCCUCACUACCUUACACCAUCAAGGUUAAUGAUCACCAUCAUCCUCUCAGCUUAACCAAGCAAUAUCUAUAUAAUAUUACCAAUUUUAAACAGUAUUGCAACAAAUGUGACGAGUUCCUUUGGGUAGCUUCUUCAGUUUACUGUUGUGGCCCCUGUAGAUAUUUUGUCCAUGUAAAGUGCGCAACAUCAGAGGCAGGGUCGUCAAGAGGUGCUGAAAUAAGUAGCAGUAAUAAAGAUGACGAAUUUCUUGAGUCUAAUCCGGUAAAUUUACCGGUGAAUGAUGAAUUUGUAGAUCUGGCUAGAUAUUUUGUUAAAGAUAUCAACAUUAACGAGUUUGAGAAAGAAACAGAGAUUAAUAAUUGGAGCCAUGAGCAUCCGUUACUUCUUUUCGAUGUGCAAAAUAUCAAUGAGGUUGUGCCCACUUACCAGAGGAGGUUCAACACCCAAGUCACCCUGAACACUUGCUUAAGCUUGGGAGAUUCACUAGCAUCUAUUCGCUCAUCAAAUGUGACUGUUGCAACAUGA